AAUAACUGGUUCUUCAGGGGAGAACUGCCGAUCCUGCCGAUUCCUACCCAUUGCGACCAGCAUAAAGGCAGCGCUCCAUCCGUCUGCCAAACUUUGCUCCAAGCUGCCAGGAACAUUGUUCAGAGUUUGAAGUGGCCAAAGUGAAUCUUCUAAUUCCUCACUCCAACUAAUCAUGGCUCUCCGAUCUGCCCUACUUCUCGCCACGGGCCUGUCCAUGGUCCAGGCCCGGCCGGCCAUCUCCAAGCUCAGUGCACGCGGCACCAUCGCCAGCGACGAGAUCGUGGGAUUUGACCAGACGGUCCCUGACGAUGCCACGGGCACAUUGUACCUGAACUACCAGCCAUACCUUUACGUGGUCAACGGAUGUGUACCGUUCCCUGCCGUUGAUGCGGAGGGGGAUACCAAUGCAGGACUCGCCCCCACCGGCGCCUCCGACGGCGACUGCAGCUCCUCGACGGGCCAGAUCUACGUGCGCAGCAACGUCUCCUCCACGGGCGACUACACCUACCCGACCGCCCUGCUGUACAGCUGGUACAUGCCCAAGGACGAGCCCUCAACCGGCAUCGGCCACCGCCACGACUGGGAGGGGGUGAUCGUCUGGAUCUCCGACCCCACCGUCUACACCGCCGACAACAUCCUGGCCGUGUGCCCUUCUGCCCAUGGCGGCUGGGACUGCUCCACCGACGGGUACACGCUCGACGGCGUCAAGCCGCUGAUCAAGUACGAGAGCAUCUGGCCCAUCGACCACUCGUGCGGGCUCACGACCACCGUCGGCGGCACCCAGCCGCUGGUCGCCUGGGAGAGUCUGCCCUCGGCUGCUAGCACGGCGCUGUCGGAUACGGACUUCGGGAGCGCGAUCGUGCCGUUCAAGGAUGCGACGUUUGACGAGAAUCUGGCAAAGGCUACUUAUUAA
Molecule: messenger RNA, 913 nt
Organism: Aspergillus fijiensis CBS 313.89
Lineage: Eukaryota; Fungi; Ascomycota; Eurotiomycetes; Eurotiales; Aspergillaceae
Product: NPP1 family protein
Exons: 2
Coding region: 173-913 (246 amino acids)
Source: RefSeq, a predicted model, not a curated record